Molecule: messenger RNA, 1048 nt
Organism: Cydia pomonella (codling moth)
Lineage: Eukaryota; Metazoa; Arthropoda; Insecta; Lepidoptera; Tortricidae
Exons: 2
Coding region: 520-1008 (162 amino acids)
Source: RefSeq, a predicted model, not a curated record
UAACCUAACCUAACCUAUCAACAGCGCAUCACGGUUUAAACCUAACCUAACCUACCAACAGACGUUUCUGUCUGCUCAGGGGUCACGGUUCUAACCUAACCUAACCUAUCAACAGCGGGUCACGGUUUAAACCUAACCAACCUGUCUCUAAUGCCAUCGAAGUUCAAAUCAAACCUAACCUAAUUUUAUUAUUUUUAGAAUACUUCAAAUAUCUAGUUUUAUAAAUAUUCUCGUUCAUUACAAAGUUGAAUGUUGAAAUCUCUAUUUCACACAAUGGAACUUUAAUGUGACUUUAAUGUAUGUAUAAUCUACUUAGUAAUUGAGCUUAUCAUAAUUGUUAGCCAAAUUCCAAUAACACGUAUUUAGAAGCAAAACAAGUUAUCAAUUAUCAAACAAGACUUUGUAUUGAAACAAGAUUUUUAAUGAUCAAGAGUUGUAUAUAUAAAGACCUACGACGAUUUCUUUUUUAUACUACUAUCGAUUGACCCACGCUGUACUCCUACACCAGAAGGCAUCAAUAUGUCGAACUCCCCAUCAAAUGUCUUCGACGGCCAAGACUAUACAUUUAAGCAGUACUAUUAUCCAGUGUCAGAUGCAGAGGACAGCCUAACUUGUGUACCAGACGAGCCGGUGAAGCGAAAAUUAAACACACACUCAAAUAUCGAUGCAUUCUUUGACCAGCCAAAGAUAAAGAGGAAGAAAAACGUGUCUUCCACUGUAGGAAAAGGCUGUAAAGGGGGUGGUAUAUCAUAUAUAUCUACAAACAAAGACGAUGGUACGAAUUCGACACAUCUAAUCAAAAUAGAAAUAUUUGAUAUGAAAAAACUAUCCAAAGUUUCUGAUACAACUAAACACUGGAUGUUUGCGGAUGUGCGUGCAAAAUAUUUCGUGAUGGAAAAUGAAACAAAUAAGCACUUACAGCAAGCUAAAGAUCUCAUUUACGGAAUCACGAAGGAGAUUUCCGAAUCCAACGAGUGUAAAAAGUACCAUUUUAAUUCAAAAGUCUAAUCACUGUUGUCUAAUUGUGAAUAAAAAUAUAUAGUUUAUA